Molecule: messenger RNA, 3742 nt
Organism: Mycena citricolor
Lineage: Eukaryota; Fungi; Basidiomycota; Agaricomycetes; Agaricales; Mycenaceae
Source: the annotation of a GenBank genome assembly
CGCAUCGAAAUCCGAUAUCUCUGAGUCAAGAUGAGUAAAAAAGUGUUCUGAAGGAGCAUUGAACAGCUAUAUAAUAAUCUCUGGGAGUCCAUCCGGGACACGUUGAGGGAUGUGGAAGCCCAGGAAAUGAGUGUUUAUCACGGAUUGCAGAUCAGGGUGCAAUUGCAGAAGUGGGUCAAUGAUAGUACUGUCGAGAUCCACAAUCUCUUUCCGGCCUAUCUCCCACUCAUUAAGAGACUGUCCAAUAUGGCGCACUGUGACCGACCGUCGUUUCUCCCCACUCGUCACUUCUAGUCAUGUCGUCCAGGCUCCAGGUAGCAGCUGUCGUCACGUUCUACAUGUUCUCGGCCCUCACAAUGGUCUUCGUCAAUAAGGCCGUCUUGGUCAAUGCUCCCGAAACUCCACUGACGUUCUUGCUGCUCCAACUCGCUAUCGCUGUCGUUCUUCUCCAUGCGACCGCAGCUUUCUCCAAGACGAUAGAAAUCCCUAAAUUUGAGAUCCCUACCGCCAAGAAACUAUUUCCAGUAGUCUUUGUGAACAUCGUCGGGCUUGUCUUCAAUACACUCUGUCUACGGGGCGUGGAGGCAUCCUUCUUCCAGAUCGCCAGGGGCUUGGUUCUUCCUCUUACGAUCACCGUGUCUGGCAUUCAUACCAAGGCUGUCCCAAGCACGAGAGUGAUAGUCGCGGCGCUCAUUGUCACCUGCGGCUUCCUUUUGGGUGUGUCCCCGUCGUCAAAGAUCCCCAUCGCCUCGACGCCAUCGUUUCUGUCACUUAGCUAUGGUGUUCUGUCGUCUUUUUUCAUCGCCGUCCAUGCGGUUCUGAUAAAAAGCUCGCUCCCGCACUGCGGGAACUCUACAAUCCAACUUGCCUGGUGGACGAACGUGGGGUCCGCCGUCCUUCUUUUGCCUGUCAUACUGCUCGUUGGAGAGCCAGCUGCCCUUCGCUCCAUGAUCGAUAAUCCGCAAUGGGAUGCAAGGCUGUUUCUUUGGGGCUCUGCUAUCACUGGUAUCUUUGGAUUCCUGUUAUGCAUUGCAGGUCUGCUAAGCAUCCGGGUUACGAGUCCUAUCACCCAUAUGUUCAGCAGCGCCGCUCGCUCAGUUAUACAGACUCUCAUUGGGGUCGUGUACUUUGGAGACUUGCUCACGACUAAUCGCGGUGCUUCGAUCGCUGUCAUCCUGGGGGGCACCAUAUACUUCACGUGGGUCAAAGCGAUCGAGACUGCACACCGUCCCUCUGAUAUCGAAUCAAAUUCGGAGGAAGGAGAACUUUUUCCAGAGAUAAAAGAGCCCCAUGUAGGAAAUAAGACCGCACAGAAACAGAACGUCGAAUAAUUGCGUAGAGCUGUAUUUGUAAGCAAGUUGUGAUUAGAUGGUGGCUGUGCCGUAGUUUCCAGCAUCUCAGAUCCACUGGUUGGCUCCGCCCUUUGUGACGGGUUUAGGGAGCCAAAAUCAGGAUACUCCGAUGCCAGUCUCUGAUAGUAAGCUCUGUUCAUUUGCCGAAGCAGGUGGGAUUGCUAUAUAAACAAAGACGGACAUGGGCGGUCAAUCAGCCCCCUGUUUUCCAGGUCUCCAGCGCCCGAGAGCCCACUAUCGACGACAUGGAAGCCCCCAUUCUCCAGCGCCUUGACUCUACGGCCUCUGAUGCGACGUUGGUCUCGUCGCCCAUCCGCCACGAGGCUGUCGAACGUCCUCUCGGAGAGACUGAGGUCUCGUACUUCCUCCCCUCGCGGGCAUCGGGGGUGAACGACAUGUACCUACACCUCGGUCUGCGCGCAAACCCGGAGAUUUUCGACCGCAGCCGCGUGUCUGCUGCGUGGGCUAUGCUCAGGCUUAAGCACCCCCUUGUCGCCUCCACGGUCAAGAUGAAUGAUUAUCAUGACAUCAAAUUCGUGUACAAUCCUCCUGCCAGCGUGACCGACGCAAUCGAAUCUGCCAACGAAUGCCUGGAAUACAGGACCCAGGGCAAGGACGACCUCAUCGACUCGUACCUGAAUGGGCCGCGAACUCUGUCGAGCGAAAGAUUAUCUUAUCUGAUUAUAUCUGAGCCAGAGCAGGACGAGUCAGAGGAUGGCACCCGCAACUUCGACCUGCUCGUCUGUGCGGCGCACUACAUCGGGGACGGGAUGGCUCUCCACCAGUUCUCGAACGAGCUCUUCACUCUCCUCGGCGAAGGGCGCAGCGCAGAGGAUCUCCAGUUCCUGCUCACAGAGGAGUGGCACACCAAGUGGGGAGCGAGUGCCAAGGCAGCUGACACAUCGUCGACCCUCCCGAUUUCUCUGGAGGACAGGCUGCCUCCUCGACCGGAGGGCAAGUUCUUCCGUGCCGCAUCCCAAGUCGAUUUCCAGACCAGCGAGUCCCGGCUGAUGGGUGGACAUGCCUUCCCUCGGCGCUCUGGUGGCGAGCGGAAGACGGUCGUGCCGACUGUCUCCUUCGACGCUGACAAGACCAAGGCCAUGUUGAAAAAGUGCAAGGCACAGGGUGUCUCGAUCAGCGCAGCACUCUUCAGUCUCAUGAACGUCGCCUGGGCCAAGACCCGCGGAGACAAAUGGGAGCUGCCCAUGAUGAUGUACUCGGCUCUCAACUUGCGUCCGGUUCUCACCGCGAGCAAGGUGCAAAACGAGACAUACUGGUAUCUCGCUAUCGGAUACUUCAACGUCGUGCUCCCGACAUUCAUGCCCAUUGAGAAUGCCGAGGUCACCGAGAAGCUCUUCUGGCACCGAGCCCGUGCGGCCAAGACGCAGAGCACCAAAGCAGCCAAGAACCCGCUGCUUGCGUCGCGGAGCUACGAGAUGGCCAACGAGCGCGGGAAACGGGCUCGUCGCUUUGCCAAGGAGGACGACGAGAAGGAAGCCGGCACCUGGCAGGCCCCGCCCCCGAAGCCGGCAUCGGCGGAACCUGCGGCGCCCAAACAGGCGCCGUCGACCGCUCUGAUCGGCUUGUCUCUUCUGGGCAACCUGGACGGCGUCUACAAGCAUGCUACUUACCCCAGCAUCAAGCUGCACACGCUGACCACUGGAUCCCGGCAGCGCGCCGGAGGGAUGCUCUUGUUUGGAUACACGUUUGCUGGCAAGAUGUGGAUCAGUCUGGGAUACGACAAGGCGGGCUUCGAUGAGACUGUCGAUACGUUCUGGGGACACGUUCUGUCCUCUGUAGACACACUGUUUGCUUAAAUGGACGCUAGACGCGACAGUGUAUUUAUGUACUACAAAUCUGGCAGUUCUCGCUGUAUUAAUCGAGCCCAUGUAGAAUCCUUCCACCAGUCGCGCAUGCCAUCAAGCCGGUCCCACAACGUCUCCUCGUCAACGCCGUAGAUCUCAUACUUACCGCCAUCUAGCGGACGUCCUUCACGGCUCGCCACAUCCAAUGCUGCUUUGUUCUCUCCUCUGAACGGGAUGAAGCAGCCAGAUCUAUCCUGGGGACGACGACUCACCUAAGUAGCUCCAGCAGCUCUUGUCGAUCCGGAAAGAACAAUCGAGGCUCAAGGACAGCCAAGAUUCCCAACGACGCGCGAUAGAGAAACGAGUCCCCUUCGAGGAGAAUGACAUCCCAGAGUCGAGCGCAAGCUUCAAAGGGCAAGUGAUCGAGAAAGAGCGGGACGAUCCAGCCAGGCAGAUAAGCUCCUGGAGAGAUCUGAUGUUGUUUGAAAUUGAAGUAGACUGCAUGAACGAUGAGAUAUGACGUGACAGUCGACUAAAAGGACCCACUUUUCGGCAUCCCAUCCGCGAGCAAUGUAUCGAAGAUCC